Messenger RNA from Brachypodium distachyon (stiff brome), 1889 nucleotides. RefSeq names its product splicing factor SF3a60 homolog. Gene Ontology annotation, molecular function: RNA binding; zinc ion binding. NCBI's taxonomy places the organism in Eukaryota, Viridiplantae, Streptophyta, Magnoliopsida, Poales, Poaceae. Bases 177 to 1700 code for a protein of 507 amino acids. The record is from RefSeq and is a predicted model, not a curated record. The transcript is spliced from 12 exons. Gene Ontology annotation, cellular component: spliceosomal complex; nucleus. Gene Ontology annotation, biological process: mRNA splicing, via spliceosome.
GAAACACUCGCCGACCUCACUCCCGUCUCGUCCUCCUGGUGUCGCUGCCGGCCGCGAAAUCCCAAAACCCUAGCCACGACCGCGCGCUGCCCUCCCGCGCCGCUCCCGUCUUUGCCGCGCGGCGUGACCGGCGGGCAGAGAGGAGAGCACCGAGGCCGCCUAGCUGAGCGGGGGCGAUGGCUUCAACUGUGCUGGAGGCCACGCGCGCGGCGCAUGAGGACCUGGAGAGGCUAGAGCGGCUGGCUGUGCGCGAGCUGCAGCGCGACCCGGCCAAUGCCCGCGACCGCCUCUUCCAGUCCCACCGCGUCCGCCACAUGAUCGACCUCGUCGUUUCCACCUCCGAGAAGCUCGUGGAGAUCUAUGAUGACAAGGAUAGUGCCAGGAAGGAUGAGAUCUCCACUCAUCUUACUGCCCCGGUGCAAGAUGACAUCUUCAACAAGUUUUAUGAUAGGCUCAAAGAGAUCCGUAACUACCACAGGCGAAAUCAGUCUGCCCGUUUUGUCAGUGAAACUGAUGAUUAUGAAGAGCUACUAAAGGAGGAGCCGGCUAUUGAAUUCACUGGCGAGGAAGCGUUUGGUCGGUACCUGGACUUACAUGAACUCUACAACGAGUUCAUAAAUUCCAAGUUUGGAUCACGAAUGGAAUACUCAGCAUAUGUUGGUACUUUUGCCCAGACGGAAAAGAUCACACAUAGUCUGAAAGCUACCAGGCAGUACAAAGAGUAUUUGGAGCAUGUUUUGGAAUAUCUGACAUCAUUUUUGUAUCGCACAGAGCCAUUGCAAGACCUCGAGAAGAUUUUUACAAAGUUGGAAAGUGAAUUUGAAGAACAGUGGGCCAAUGGCGAAGUGCCUGGCUGGGAAAAUAAGGGCACGGAGAAAGAAACCGCGUCACAAGAGUCUGCGAUAGACCUUGAUUACUAUAGCACUGUUGAAGAACUUGUAGAGCUUGGUCCAGAAAAGUUGAAAGAGGCUUUAGCUGCUCGUGGAUUGAAGAGUGGUGGAACUGUUCAACAGCGUGCGGAGCGACUUUUCUUGCUGAAGCAUAAAGCCUUGGAACUAUUGGACCGUAAGCAUUUUGCCAAAGGUUCGCGUAGUUCUGUCUCAAACGCACCUAAUGGCAACAAUUUCAAGGAUGAUUUGAAGAAAGAAAUUGCUUUGCUCGAAAUUAAGAUGAGGCGCCUAUGUGAGAUUCUCGAUGAGGUCAUUGUACGGACAAAGGAAAAUGCAGAGAAGAAGUUGACAUUGACAUAUGAAGAAAUGGAAGCAGAACGGGAAGAGGAAGAAGUACAAGCUGAUAGUGAAAGUGAUGACGAAGACCAACAAAUCUAUAACCCUCUCAAGUUACCAAUGGGUUGGGAUGGGAAACCUAUCCCCUAUUGGCUUUAUAAGCUUCAUGGUCUUGGUCAGGAAUUCAAGUGCGAGAUAUGUGGCAACCAUAGUUACUGGGGGCGAAGGGCUUAUGAGCGCCAUUUCAAGGAAUGGCGCCAUCAACAUGGGAUGCGGUGUCUUGGUAUUCCUAAUACUAAGAACUUCAAUGAAAUCACAUCCAUCGAUGAGGCGAAAGCACUCUGGGAUAGAAUACAAUCCAAGCAAGGGCUGAAUAAGUGGCGGCCAGACUUAGAAGAAGAGUAUGAAGAUCAGGAUGGUAACAUUUACAACAAAAAGACCUACACUGACCUGCAGCGCCAAGGCCUGAUAUAGAAUUCUAGAUGUGAUUCUAGUGCUUUUGCCACUCGAAAGGACUGCUGCGUGCUAAAAUGGUCGGUCUACUCUUAUGUUGAAAUUUAUUGACCUGGAUGAUUGUUGUAAACUCUAUCAGCAUACGUUCUAUGUAAACAAGAGAUGACUGUUCUUUUCCCCAAGUUAGAGUCUAUUAUGCUCAUACUCCCA